Molecule: messenger RNA, 471 nt
Organism: Eremothecium gossypii ATCC 10895
Lineage: Eukaryota; Fungi; Ascomycota; Saccharomycetes; Saccharomycetales; Saccharomycetaceae
Gene: APS1
Product: Aps1p
Exons: 1
Coding region: 1-471 (156 amino acids)
Biological process (GO): vesicle-mediated transport; protein transport
Cellular component (GO): AP-1 adaptor complex; intracellular membrane-bounded organelle
Molecular function (GO): clathrin-cargo adaptor activity
Source: RefSeq, marked provisional
AUGUCGAAGCUAAAGUACCUGCUGCUUUUCUCGAGGCAGGGGAAGAUUCGGCUGAUCAGAUGGUACCGCCCCUACGAGCAGAAGGAGAAGGCGCUGAUUAUCCGGGAGCUGACUGCCACGGUGCUCGCGCGCAAGCCGAAGAUGUGUAACAUCAUCGAAUACCAGGACCACAAGGUGGUGUAUAAGCGAUAUGCCAGUUUGUUCUUCGUCUGUGGGAUCAGUCCGGAAGAGGACAACGAGUUGCUGACCCUGGAAAUUAUACAUCGAUUUGUCGAGACUAUGGACCGCUACUUCGGUAAUGUGUGCGAGCUGGACAUCAUCUUCAACUUCACACGAGCAUACAACAUUCUGGACGAGCUGAUAAUGUGCGACGGCUCUUUCGUGGAGUCCAGCAAGACAGACGUCCUCAAGAAUAUGGCAACGAUGGAUUCUAUAGAGUCCAAUGACAACCUCGAGCGCGCCCUAGUUUGA